AUGAAGGAGACAAACACGCUCAACGUUUACAAGGGACCAGAGUCCAUCAAAGACUACUUUGACCCGGACACUGCCCCCCCUCUCCCCCUCGUCGAGGUGCCAGCCUCACUGAAUCCCUACUACGGCGAUGGCGUCCGCAUUUUUGCCAAGAUGAUGUCUAUGCAUCCCGCUAACAAUGUCAAGUGCAUGCCAGCAUUGAAUCUUCUCGAAAAGAGCAUCGAGCCCAAUGUGACAAAGACCGUUGUCGAGUACAGCUCCGGAUCGACAGUACUUUCCAUGUCUUUGGUCGGCCGUGCCCUCUACGGCCUCGAUGACAUCAGAGCGUUUUUGAGCAACAAGACGAGCGUCGCCAAAAUUCGUCUCAUGCAGCUCUUUGGCAUCAACAUAACUCUCUUUGGUGGCCCUUCCCAGCCCGAGCCGCUUGAUGAGCGCGGUGGUAUCCGUGCUGCCCAGCGUCUGGGCAGUGAGACUAGUGAAGCCCUGAACCCGAACCAGUACGAGAACGAAAACAACUGGAAAUCGCACGUUCGCUGGACCGGGCCGCAAAUCCUGAGACAACUGCCCGAGAUCAAUCUCAUUUGUGCAGGCAUGGGCACAUCUGGAACCAUGACAGGACUGGGAACAUUCUUCAAGGAUGCAAAGCCAAGCGUCUACAGACUCGGUGUUUGUACUGCUGCAGGCGACAGAGUUCCAGGACCCAGAUCAUAUGCGCUUCUCGGCCCCGUCACCUUUCCCUGGAAGUCUUCUGUCGACCACGUUGAGGAAGUUGGCUCUUACGAGUCCUAUCGUCUGUCUCUGGAGCUAACCCGCAACGGUCUCGUCUGCGGUCCGUCGUCUGGCUUCAACCUGAAGGGCCUCUACCAGCACAUUGACAAGCAAAAGGCUGAUGGUAACCUGAGCAAGCUCGCUGGCCCCGACGGUCUCAUCAACUGUGUCUUUCUCUGCUGCGACUUGCCCUACCAGUACGUCGAUGAGUACUUUGAUAAGCUUGACGCUUCAUGCUUCCCAUCGAUAAAUAACGAAGAGCUUCUCAAGGUCGAUCUGUACCGAUAUGACGAGAAGUGGGAGUGGGAGGCAUCCAAGGCCCUGCAAACCUACUUCCACGUCAACGAGGACCAGAUGAGCGAACUCGUGCGCCGCGCCCAGGAGACGUGCACAUGCGAGGUUCCCAAGCUCAGCGCCGCGCUGGGCCCGCGCGACACCGCCUCCACCGCCAUCCUCGAUCUGCGCCAGCCCAAAGACUUCAUCCAGGGCCGGCUCCCCAACUCGGUCAAUCUCCCGCUGGCGCUGCCGGGCAUCGCCAGCCCCUUCUCCGACCCUUCGAACCUGAGCCGUCUCUGGACCGAGUUGGACCGGGCGUUUGCUGAUCCCGCGAAUGUAAUCAGCGAACUCGCGAGCAAGGACACGCUCGUCGUCUGCUACGACGGCGACAGCGCGCGCGUCGCCGCUAGCGUCAUGCGCGCCAAGGGCUUCGCGGCAAACAGCCUGCGCGGAGGUCUGGAAGGGCUCAUCAAGAUGCUGUCGACUCCGCGGACCUGUGCAAAGGCUGAGGCCGAGCAGCAGACGACCUGGCUUCAGCUCUGCGAGGCCCAGAGCGCACCGGCCGCGGCCUCUUCGUCCGAGCUGACAAAGCCGCAGCAGGCUGCAGUCAUCGGCGAAAACGGCGUCUCCGCCAUUAGCAAGCGCAGCUUUGACUGCAGCAACCCCGUCUGGGGUCUAGCCCACCAAGACUGCCAGCACAUGUCCGACGUUGGCUUCGGCUCCAUGGGCAAGAACAGCGACGGCGACAACGGCGUCAUCUGGGUCGGCGACGACGGCCACACAACCUUUACCUUUACCAACCGCGCCGAGGUCGACGAGUGCAUGACCGUCGUCGUCUGGCUGCACACCCCGGACUACGUGUCGAGCUUCGUCAACGUGCGCCAGCCGUACGUCACCUGGUCGCUGCCAAACCACGGCGACAGCGUCACCGUCUCCAUGGCGCCGGGCAUCUCGGGCGCCUUUGCCGCGCUGCACCGCCACGUCACCGUCCUCAGGGACGGCCAGGUCUUUAAUACCUGGGGCGAGUGGUCGACGGGCCCGCACGCGACUGUCGACGUCUCCCGCGAGCCUAGAAUGGACGGUAACCGCAUGGAGAUUGAGACGGGGGGCGGCUGUCGCGCCAACAUGGACCGGUGCGUCUUCAAGUGCAGACACGGCAACCGCUGCGGCCUCUCUGGCGAGUGGUAUCUGGAGAACUGCGAGGCGGGCUCGCAGCCAGGUAACCCUCACUCUGGCUUUGACAAUCUGGGCAAUCACAGCGGUGGCUGUGGCGGCUACGAGAAUGGAGGCCAUGUCAAGGUUGAUUUCCACGACUAA
This is a messenger RNA of Beauveria bassiana ARSEF 2860, 2358 nucleotides long. Its product is annotated as cysteine synthase. The transcript has 9 exons. Bases 1 to 2358 code for a protein of 785 amino acids. Lineage: Eukaryota; Fungi; Ascomycota; Sordariomycetes; Hypocreales; Cordycipitaceae. Gene Ontology annotation, molecular function: cystathionine beta-synthase activity; cysteine synthase activity. The record is from RefSeq and is a predicted model, not a curated record. Gene Ontology annotation, cellular component: cytoplasm.